UCUCCAAAAGCUUUUAACAUAUCUAAAUUAAGAGCUGAGAUUACAUGGAAUCAUCAGAAAGAAUCAAAUUCUAUUGAAUUUCUUGCACCAAAUUUUCAAGAAAGCAUACAGAACCAACAAGAGGUUACCAAUGAAGAAAAUAAUGAACCUUUUAAUGAAACUGAUCCUGAAACUGAAUCAAGACUUGAAACUAAAUCAAGACUUAAAACUGAAUCAAGACUUGAACCUGAACCUAAGAACGAAGAUAAUAUGGCAAACGAAAACAUUAAUAAUAAAGAGAUAGCAGACUCAAAUUCUUUGGAGGAAGAAUUUAAUGAAGAAAAAGAAGAAUUUUCUUUACUAGUUGAUGAUAUUAUUCAUCCAGCGGUUGAUUCUAGUGCCAAAUGGGAUCAAAUUACACUUUUUAAUGAAUUACCAUUAUUGUAA
Molecule: messenger RNA, 426 nt
Organism: Dentiscutata erythropus
Lineage: Eukaryota; Fungi; Glomeromycota; Glomeromycetes; Diversisporales; Gigasporaceae
Source: the annotation of a GenBank genome assembly